AUGGAUGCAAGAGCCAAGAGGAAGAAGAGGAGGCUGGAGGAGGGACGGCGCCGUGGCCAAGAACUGCCGGUGCCGCCCCGGGGCCCGGAUCUGAUCAGCCGCCUCCCCGACGAGAUUCUUGACAGCAUCAUCACCCUCCUCCCGACCAAGGACGGCGCCCGCACCCAGAUCCUCUCUCGCCGGUGGCGGCCCCUUUGGCGCACCGCGCCUCUCAACCUCGAGGCCGAUAUCAGUUACGGCAACCUAAACAAGGAUGCGCACAUGGCCACCAUUUGCAGCCUGUUGAGCACGCACCAGGGCCCUCUCCGUCGCUUCUCACUCACCUAUCACCUAUGGGGCAAUGACUUCCAGAUUGUCGACACAUUGAUGCAAUCCCCCCGGAUCAACGACUUCCCGGAGUUGGAGAUUUGUUCAUACAGUGUACUUCCGCCGUCUGUGCUCCGUCUUCUGCCGGCAGCCAGUGCCUUGCACUUAUGCAAGCGGAUUGCAUCCUCAUCUUCCUAUCUCAUCUUCCCAGACCUCAACCAGCUCACACUACCAAAUUGCAGUCUCAAUUUCCCCAACCUCAAGCACCUCACACUUGCCAAGGUCCACAUAUCUGGGACUGCUCUCCAUGCCGUCCUGUCAGUAUGCCCUGUCCUGGUGAGCUUGGUUCUGGAUGGUAGCAUUGGUUGCCAGAGUCUACAGAUCAGCUCCAUGACCCUUCGGAGCCUUGGUGUGUCAGGCUCGAAGGGAAAGCUGGAAGAGCUCACUGUUGAGGACGCCCCUCUCCUAGAAACGAUUAUGCCACGGCCUCCAUGUUAUGGCCUGGUGAUCCGGGUUAUUCAUGCACCCAAACUGAAGACAUUGGGCUAUCUACAUGACGACAUCCCCAUAUUUCAGCUUGGAACCAUGCUUUUUGAGUCAUAUCCUCGAAUACUUACGAAGAACGAACAAGCCUAUGCUCCACUCGAAUGCCUUGAUCGGCAUCUCAAGAAGAUGCAGAUAAUAAAUUAUGAGGACAACUGUGCAGAUAUAAAUUUCGUCAAGUUCUUCAUCUUAAACGCCAGAGUGCUUGAAGCUAUGAAGUUUGUAGUCUGUCAAGGCCAAUGUGAUGCCCUGGUGAUCAUAUCUUUUGAAGGUCUUUAUGAGUCAGACAGUUUGACAUCAUUUAUUGAUUAUUAG
This is a messenger RNA of Miscanthus lutarioriparius, 1164 nucleotides long. The record is from the annotation of a GenBank genome assembly. Lineage: Eukaryota; Viridiplantae; Streptophyta; Magnoliopsida; Poales; Poaceae.